This is a messenger RNA of Ascochyta rabiei, 3591 nucleotides long. RefSeq names its product Glycerophosphodiester phosphodiesterase. The transcript is spliced from 3 exons. Gene Ontology annotation, molecular function: protein binding; glycerophosphocholine phosphodiesterase activity. The record is from RefSeq and is a predicted model, not a curated record. Gene Ontology annotation, biological process: glycerophospholipid catabolic process. Lineage: Eukaryota; Fungi; Ascomycota; Dothideomycetes; Pleosporales; Didymellaceae. Bases 1 to 3591 code for a protein of 1196 amino acids.
AUGAAGUUUGGGCACGACUUGCCGCGAAACCAGGUCCCGGAGUGGGCUUCGUCUUACAUCAACUACAAAGGCUUGAAGAAGCUCAUUAAAUCUGCAGCCGCAGCCUCGAACCAUGGCUCCGAUCCAGAUCUUGCUGAAUUCUUCUUCUCCCUCGACCGCAAUCUCGAAGACGUGGACACUUUCUAUAAUCGCAAAUACGCAGAGUAUGCUCGUCGGCUGAGAUUGCUGCAAAGUCGUUAUGGCCGCGUGGCACAAAUGCCUGAUGGCAUCGAUAAGGAUGAGGCGCAGGACCUCAUGGACGCACUGCUAGAGUUGCGCAGCCAACUGCGGAAGCUCCAGUGGUAUGGCGAGGUUAAUCGCAAGGGCUUUGUCAAAAUCACGAAGAAGCUGGACAAGAAGAUCCCCACCGUGUGUACGCAGGAGAGAUACCUGGUCUCGCGGGUGAACCCGCGGCCAUUUACGCGCAACUUCUCGUUGAAUCAGGACGUGAAGACAGUGAAUGAGUGGCUUUCUGGACUAGGCGACAUCAAGACCUUCGACGAUAGUGGCUCCACCUACUCCGCAGCAUCCUUGGGUCGGGUCCCUGGUCGUUCACUGAACCUCCCUUCAGCUUUAUUGGAUGCUUUCGAAGACACGAUUCGCAGCGACCGUGUUGACGAUGUCGACCGGCUUCUCUCAGAGGCAGCGAUCAGCAACGAGACGACGAGUGCGGCUUUUCGGCAAGUCCUCCUCAACUUCCUCCAACGCGCUGUUUCGUACAGAGCCAAGUUGUGCAUUCCGAAGCUUCUGCAAAACGUCGCAAGUCUAGAUGAAGAGGACGACAUUAACAAGCGCAACGUCAUCCAUCGUCUCGUAAUCAGCAUUGGUCGCUCCAAGACUGGCGAGACGCUGGAUGGCGAGGCUCGUCUGCCACAGAGCUUGCUGGAUGCGCGGAAUUUCAUAGUACCAGCUACAGCUCCAAACAGACAGCCGCGGCCAUGCACAACCACUGAGGAGGAGUCUACGAAACUCCUGAGCCUGAACGACGAAUCUGUGCGGCUACUGGUUUAUCUGCUCGACCAACUGCAACCACAUCAACGCAUAGCCCUACAGUCGCGCGAUGCCUUUGGGCGCCUUCCACUCCACUAUGCUGCUGGUUACGGCUUCGUCGUGAUUUGCCAGGUUGUCAUUAAGCAUAUGCAAGACUGGGGUCAAUUUGACGUCAGUCGGGGUAUCGAUGCACAAUACUGGCAAGACGACGAAGGCGACGCACCACUCCAUCUUAGUGUUAAAGGGGGGCAUCCGCUAACCACCAAAGCUCUUCUUGAGGCUGAGGACUGGUGUGGCCCCAGCGAGGAGAGGUUAACUUCCAGAAAGACCGUCUCUCAGUCAGGAGAAGCACUGGCUCUGGCAACGAAAAUGAACUUCGUAACCAUCGUCAAACUUCUCGUGGAUGCAGGAGUGGACGUCAACUAUCAGAACAAGCAAGGAGAAACUGCAUUGCACAUUGCGGCGCAGUAUGGCCACGUCGAGUGUGCUAGAGCCUUACUGGAAGGCUCCAGUGUUAACAAGAUUGAUGUGGACAUUCCUGAAAACACGUUCGCAUGGACUCCGUUGUUCAAUGCUUGCGUUGACAAACAUCUUCCUGUUGUCGAGCUCCUUGCCGCUGCUGGUGCAGACCUGCAGCGACACGACAACUCCGGAUGGACUGCUAAGGAACAAGCAGCACUCCGAGGCCACAUGGAAAUUGCUUACUACCUCGCAAAGCUCUGUCCUACGACAGGGUCAUCGCUGCAACCAACAGCAGAUACUAGAAUUGCUCGGGCUGGAUCACCUCCUCAAUCCUCUCUUGAUGAGAAGACAUCUAAGAACAUGGCUCGUGAAAACAGCCAAAUCAUGCAGAAGGUGCCAGAUCCUGUCAAAAGCUACGGACACCGGUAUUUGGCGAAUGAGACCAUGAUUCUGGUCAGCCUGGGCUCGAUGGACAUGCGGAAGAACGUGCCAGCUAUCGCGCUCGACGAUAUUCCCAUAGCCGAUGCACAUGCUACUCAACUCGACACCGCCCUGUCCGUUUUCGUUUCGGCUUCUGGUGCCACAGGUGAGACCUAUCCAAUCGACCUGCCUGUCCAGGAUAUUGCUACGGAGCCGAUCACCUUCAUGACCAAAGAUGUCAGCAAGGUGCAGCUACUGUUCGACAUUUGCCCGACUUAUGCAGGGUCGAAAGAUAGCAUCGUUGGACGAGGUGUUGCCCUUCUCUCCACCAUCAAGACUCACAUUGGCUCAAAACGCAUCCCACUACAAGGAGACGUGAAAGUUCCGAUCGUAGCGGCCUCAACUCUACAAGUCAUCGGUACCGUCAACUUCAACUUUCUGAUCAUUACACCUUUCCAACAUCCGAACAUGUCCAUUACAGAAGAGCACACGUACUGGAAGAAGAUGGCAUCCACCAUGGUCAUUGGUCACCGCGGACUUGGCAAGAACACUGACAAACAGAGGACAUUGCAACUCGGCGAGAACACUAUCCAGUCCUUUAUUUCUGCUGCCAAUCUGGGAGCCGAAUAUGUUGAGUUCGACGUGCAGCUGACUAAGGACCUUGUGCCUGUAAUCUACCAUGACUUCCUGGUCAGCGAAACUGGAAUAGAUGCUCCGGUGCACACGCUCACCCUGGACCAAUUUCUGCACAUUGGGGAAGGUCAAAAGCCCAGACCAUCACGUGCUGGAUCGCCGGAGACUGUUCUUCCAAGCAAUGGGGUCCUCAACGGAGAAGAACAACGCUCAAAUCCUAAGAGACUGCGAUCGUACUCGGUCGACAAUUCAACUCAACGUAACAUUCAUACUGAGCGUCAAGACGAGCUCAAGGAACGGAUGAAGUACACUCGUGACUAUAUCAAGAAGGGCUACAAAGGCAAUAGCCGUGCCAUCUCAAUUGGAUCAGACUUCACGACGCUCGAGAGGAUGUUCAAGAGCAAGGACAUUCCAGCAGCGACAGGUUUCAACAUCGAGAUGAAGUAUCCCAUGCUCCACGAGUCAGAAGAGGAAGAGAUGGACCAGUACGCCGUUGAGCUGAACUCGUUCAUUGACACAGUUCUGCAAGUUGUUUACGACCACUCAAACAAACGCAGAAUCGUAUUCUCCUCUUUCAACCCGGACAUAUGCCUCAUGCUGUCCUUCAAGCAGCCAUCAAUUCCAGUGCUCUUCCUGACCGACGCAGGCACUUCGGACGUCGGCGACAAGCGUGCUGCUAGUUUGCAAGAAGCUAUCCGAUUUGCUAGUCGAUGGAACUUAUUCGGUAUCGUGAGCGCAGCGGACCCUCUCGUCAUGUGCCCAAGAUUCAUCAGAAUGGUAAAAGAGAACGGUCUGGUCUGUAUGACGUACGGAGUGCUCAAUAACGAUCCCAAGAACGUUCGUCUGCAAGAGAAAGAAGGGAUUGAUGCCGUCAUCGUUGACAGCGUGCUCAGCAUUCGACAAGGCUUGCAGGCACCUGACGAAGCAAAUCUCAGCGGAACACACGUUACGACGCUUCCGAUUAGUUCACCGCCUAUUCCAGUCAUCAAGGAGGGUAACGAAGGCACACCGGCGGUGCGACUGAACGGACACUUGCAGAUGGCAUAA